This is a messenger RNA of Microcebus murinus (gray mouse lemur), 7290 nucleotides long. NCBI's taxonomy places the organism in Eukaryota, Metazoa, Chordata, Mammalia, Primates, Cheirogaleidae. The record is from RefSeq and is a predicted model, not a curated record.
AAAAAAAAAAAAAGAAUCUUAAAUUUGAUUCACAUCAAAUUAAAAGGUGUGUGCAUUUUACAUUUUGGUAGUGCCAAAUGUUGCAUGAAUUUGCACCCUACCUGCAGUGUGUGAUGUCUGAUCCUGGAGGCAGUUCCCUACUUUCAGGGGGGAGUAGAAACAAAUUCCCCCCCAAGAGAUCUUCAUUCCCCUCUCAGCAGGAGCAAGACCUGGCUUUUGCUUCUUUGAAGAAGCAAUUUAUGCGUUUAGCUCUUACAAAAGAAUAACAAGGCAUUUUUAAGUAUAAGGAAUGGAGUAGAAUUAAAAAAAAAAAAAAAACUCCAGGGCUCUGGGACACCGAAGGAGGGGAGAUUAGGACCCUAAGACUGGCCUACAGGCCUUGUGCUUAUCAUGCCUGUUGGUGCUUAUCAUACCUGUGGCCCAGGUAAUUUGGGGCUGGGUAGGCCUCUUCUGCACUGAGGGUCUUUGAGCAGCAUGUGGAUUAGUGGGUUUGAGAUGCUGCACGGUACUAGUGUAGCCUCUGCACCUUGUUUUCCACUUCAGAGGCUGUCAGGGAAACAAAGUGGCUGAUGCCCAUUCCCCUCAUACACGUGUCAGAGGGUCACAAUCUGGUUCCAGAGUCCUGUGCCUGCCUGAGACAUAACUGAGGAAAGGUGGGGAGUUGACCGUGGCGUUUGGGGAAUCCGUAUUGGGUGAGGAUGGCAAUCAAAGCUGUGAGCCAUGAGUAGAGGGAAAAAACACUUCUUUGCUACCACUUCUGACCCGGUUUUUACCGCAUUGGACAAAUGCCCUGCAUCCCUUUGCAACCCUUGCAACCACUGGAAAGCUUCCAGCCCCUCUGCUUUUUCAUGGCAAGGUGCCACUACUUCUUGCUCUUCCGGAAGUGCUGCUUUCUUUAUCUCACCUGACCUGAUGGCAGAGCAGGAGCCAGCCAGAGCUGGCCGUCCCAGCGUCCGAUUCAGAGGCUCUGACUGGAGCUUGCUCUUCCGGGCAGAGCCCCUGGGCGCUGCUCUUCCCACCUCCGCAGGGAUGCCCGCUCAUCCACCCCAAGGCUGGGUGGCAGUCUCAGCUCUCCCAAGCAGUCGUCCUGGGCUGACCUGGGCCACACUUUGCUCUGUCCCCCGACCCCAAGCAGCCCCUUAUGGGCAGCAUUUAUUUGGCACUUAGGAGCUGUCUGAUUAAUUUUUUGUUAAAAGGAUAGUAAUGCGUGAGCUCUUUGAGGGCCAAAGCCAUGUCUCGCCAGCUUCGUAUCUUCCAGAGUACUUGAUAAGGUGCUUGUUUACAUGGAUGGCCUCUUUUUUAAAAAGAUUGCUGAAUUAUGAGUCUCAGAAAAUUAUUUUUAAUAAGUUUCAUUUUCUGUAUUGGGAUUCCUGAGAUUCCUAUUCUGUGAGCUGUCAUUUUCUCUGAUCUCUGGUCACUGUGAUUUCAUGAACUUGACUGUGCCACAAUUUAUUUUGGCAUCUGAAUUCCUUAGAUAUGAGGAGAGCCACACUGUGGACUUUCUGUUUGUAACUUUUUUCUCUUCUUGCCUGCUCCUGUCCUUGUGUACUGUUGUUUGUGCCUAGAAUUGACUGUAGUUACAGGCUUCGCUACCAGCUGCCUCUGGGCCUAAUUCAGACUGACACCUUUGUCCAGGUUCACGCUGCAAGUAAAUCCCAGCGUGGAUGCUUCAGUGGAAGCUGGCCAGGUCAAAGGCAGAGCCACAGAGCCUUGCACAUGACGACUUGGUCUUCCGUAGGAAGUGAUAGGUCGGGAUUCACCUGCUGGGAUCUUUCAGUCCCUGGAAUGUGUGUGUAUGUGUAUUUGCAUAAAAACCAGUGAUGUUACCUCAAGAUAAGGGGUAUACCUCUUAGGACUGCAAAGUACUGUGAGAACAUUCACAGUAUAAGUUAUUACUACUGAAAAGCAAGAGCUUAAUUUCGUGUACACAUGAAAUCCCUGGGAGCAAGGUGGUGUGUGACCAGAUGGCAAAAUGCAUGAUACAAAUGCAGAGAAGACAGUAGACUCAGAAGGAGUCCAGAAGACAGUGGACUCAGAACUCAGAAGAGCUUCAGUGCUAUAGUACAUGUAAAAUGAGCCAGGAGCUCGGCUGAAGUAACUGGGGAGUCCUGCUCUGUGAUGGGUGGCGAAGAAGAGCCCUCAAACAAGAAGAAAGACGCAAAGGAAGUGGGCCCGAGCACCCUGGGGCGCCAGGGAGGAGAGGUGGGACAGCUCACCGCACAGUGAGAGGCAAGAAAACAGGAGGCCAAGCCACGUGUGGCAUUGGGAUGCUCAGUCCACAUUUUUGUUGAAAACUUGUGUCCUUGACAGUGCUGUCAUCUAAACUGAAUGAAAAAAGAAAAAAAAAAGUAUAAUUAAGAAGUAAAAAAAAAAAAGAAAAGAAAACUUGUGUUCUUUUACAGCUUAAAGCAAAAAUUUUAUAAUUUUUCAAAGACUUGGUAUGAUUCUUUUAAAUGAGUACCACCAUCUUGACACUAAAGUAAAAUUGUUCAUGCUAUGGCUGUUUCUUAAAAGACACAGGCUGGAAUGUAGAGCCAGAGUAUUCGGGUCAGGCCUGGUGGCACUGCCUGGUGAUGAAGAAGUCUAUCCGAGUUCCCCAGGUGGGCCCAGCCCCCAUGGCAUGGCACCGGGCAGGGCUUGCAGAGGGGUGGGUGCCUCUGUUAGUGAUUUCCUAAUGGCAGAAGACUAGAAAGGAGGGAAGGCAGGGGGGAGUUUUUAGGGUUCCCCUCUUUGUUGUUUAUCUAGAACAGUAGUUCUUAACCAGGGCAGUUUCAGCCCCUAGGGCACAUUUGGCAAUGUCUGGGGACAUUUUUAGUUGUCACAGUUGGUUGUAGGGAAGAGGUGAUGGCCGUGGGGGUGCUACUGGCAUCUCGCGGGUAGAUGCAGGGAUGCAGCUAAACACCCUACAAUGCACGGGGAAGCCCCCACAGCGAAGCAUGAUCGCCAAACGUCAGUGCUGCCCUGGUCUACCACAAUGAUUUAUUUUUGUUUUUCCUCCUUACUUAUUUUAUAACUGUUUAAAAAACCUAUGUCUCUUCCCUUGUUGGUGAAACAUACUGUAUUUCUCAGUGUGGUCUGCAGUCACCUUGUGUUCUGUUUAAUGUGGGGAGGCUGGCCCUGUGGAGCUUGUGCUGUGGGGACUGGGGUCCUAUAUCUGUGUGUUUAACAAGUGCUCUUGGUGAUUCUUGAGGCCUCAGAAGCUUGGAGCUGCUGCACUCAGGUUGUGGCUGUGUUUCUUGUCCCCAGCCAUCUUACAUUGUCACCCCCAAAAUCCACUUGCCUAACUUAUCCCAACCAGAGUGUCCUCAAAGGUGAUGCUGCAGCCUCUGGUGGAGAAAGCCCUGUGGGCGGGUGGAGAUAUCACACUGAAUGAUACCACACUGAGUAGGAGGGUAGUCCUAAAAGGGCUUGAGCAGUGAACAUGGAGAUGGAGGGCAUGGGGCUCCCCGGAGGAGGGGUGCAGAGGACAGUGCCUCCGGAACCCCUCCAAGAUGGUGUUGGAGCAGUCUGGUCAGCCACUUUGCCUGCUGACCUGGUGCAGAGCAGUGACAAGGGCUGGGCUUUUGUGCCUUGGUGACAGAGCAUCCACUCCCCAGAUCUGGCCUCUUGUGUAUCCAUGCGGUGAGGAGAGGGCAUCUUGAGUAAGGGUUAACAUCCUUCCAGUGAGGGCAGCCAUCAGGGUUUAGCUUCUAAGGGGGAGAAGAAAGCCCGUGGAGCCUGGGAGCAAAUGCUGGUGGUGCUUCCCCUCCCCCAGGCCGGGAAUGGGGGUAGUAGGAGGGGCGGGCUGUGAUCGCAUUCAUGGACGCGAGCAGCACACACUCGCGUCAGCCUCGGCUGCAGCUCCGCGCGCCCAGCUCCCCGCUCCAGCCAGCCUUCCCUGCCAGGCUCAGCGCAUUUACACCCGGGGCUCGGCUUUUGUUUCUUCUGGACACCUCCUUCUCUGGCCUUGCCGUGCUGGCACACACAUGCUGUCCUUGCUCCUGAUCUCCCUGCACCUAGAGCUGUGGGAGCUCCCGGCAGCCUGGGACUGUGGCAUCGCUGCACAGAGCCACCAUGGCCUCUGACGUGGAGCACUGCGACCUGCCGAGGCUUUGAUGUUGCUGCCCGGGGCUUGCCAGGACACAGGGGCCGUAGGAGAGGGGACUCGCUGUGGUUCCCAGUGACCUGACUGCCGAGGAGCGGCAAGAGCUGGAGAACAUCCGACGACGCAAGCAGGAGCUGCUGGCCGACAUUCAGAGGCUGAAGGAUGAGAUAGCAGAAGUAGCUAAUGAAAUUGAAAACCUGGGAUCCACAGAAGAAAGGAAAAACAUGCAGAGGAACAAACAGGUAGCCAUGGGCAGGAAAAAAUUUAACAUGGACCCUAAGAAGGGGAUCCAGUUCUUAAUAGAGAACGAUCUGCUAAAGAACACGUGUGAAGACAUCGCCCAGUUCUUGUACAAAGGCGAAGGGCUCAACAAGACAGCCAUCGGGGACUACCUUGGAGAGAGAGAUGAGUUUAACAUCCAGGUUCUGCAUGCAUUUGUGGAGUUGCACGAGUUUACCGACCUUAACCUCGUCCAGGCGCUACGGCAGUUCCUGUGGAGCUUCCGGCUGCCAGGGGAGGCCCAGAAGAUCGACCGGAUGAUGGAGGCAUUCGCCCAACGCUACUGUCAGUGCAAUAAUGGAGUGUUCCAGUCCACGGACACUUGUUACGUCCUCUCCUUUGCCAUCAUCAUGUUGAACACCAGCCUGCACAACCCCAAUGUCAAAGAUAAGCCCACCGUGGAGAGGUUCAUCGCCAUGAACCGAGGCAUCAACGAUGGGGGAGACCUGCCUGAGGAGCUGCUCCGGAAUCUGUAUGAGAGCAUAAAAAACGAACCCUUUAAAAUCCCGGAAGAUGAUGGGAAUGACCUCACGCACACUUUCUUCAACCCCGACCGAGAAGGCUGGCUGUUGAAACUCGGAGGUGGCAGGGUAAAGACUUGGAAAAGACGCUGGUUCAUUCUGACCGACAACUGCCUUUACUACUUUGAAUAUACCACGGAUAAGGAGCCCCGUGGCAUUAUCCCUUUAGAGAAUCUGAGUAUCCGGGAAGUGGAGGACUCAAAAAAACCAAACUGCUUUGAGCUGUACAUCCCUGACAACAAAGACCAAGUGAUCAAGGCCUGCAAGACCGAGGCGGACGGGCGCGUGGUGGAGGGAAACCACACCGUGUACCGCAUCUCAGCCCCCACACCCGAGGAGAAGGAGGAGUGGAUCAAGUGCAUUAAAGCAGCCAUCAGCAGGGACCCUUUCUACGAGAUGCUUGCAGCACGGAAAAAGAAGGUCUCCUCCACGAAAAGACACUGAGUGCAGCCCAGGGCGUGAGCCGCGAUGCCUGCGGAGCCCGGCCCUGUCUCCGGCCUCCACUGAGGGGCGCCACUGAGGGGCGUCCUCUCCGCCGGGCCCUGCCCCGAAUUCCUAGAGACUAGCUUCAGCUUUUGCUAUUUUUUUUUUAAAUGGGAGAAGGGUGGGCAGUUAUUACCGGGAAGAGGGGCCUGCCGCCUGUCCAGCAUGGGUUCCUGAACCUUCUCUCUCAGCAGAGCAGAGCUGCUGUCGGCAGAGCAGCCUCCUGCCAGCCUCCUGCCAGCCUCCUGCUCAGCGGGUCUGAUAGCAGAGCUCAGAGCAGAACGUUUACCUCUUGGUGGUUUCCCCACGAAGAGCCUUCACCCCUGCACCAUAAAUACAUGUAUUGAUACAUUAUUCUAUGUUAAGAAAAUGGUGGAAAGGAAAAGAAGCCACGUACUAUAAAGAUCUAUUUUUUUUUUUUUUUAAAGAACAUAGCACUGUUCGGGUGCAUUCUGCCCUGCCCGGUUUGGGGAGCCUCACCCUAGAGAAGGGCUCCCUGGGCUGCUGCUGGGGUGUCAGCCUGGGCAGGGCAGGCCGCCCUCCUGUGCUUCAGGAGCCAGGGGGAGCUCGCUGCUGGGUGCUCAUCUGGGCGAGAGGGUGACAGGGAGGGUGACGUAGAGAAGGCAGAGGGUGCUGCAGGCGCAGCGGGAUCUCCAGAUGACGCAGUCAGACUGCGGGGCCUGUUGGCCGGCGCGGUGGCAGCGAGCGGGUGCGGGUCGGCAGCUCCAGCAGAUGCUGUCCCAUCCCAAGUGCCUGCGGGGCGCCAAGGACAGGAGACAAGUGACUAGACGCUUGUGUUGUUGCUCUCCUUCAGAAUCCAAGUUCUUGUUGGGCUUUAAAGUAUAAAGUCAGCAUUUUCCUUGAGCUAAAUACCUAAUAACCAAAACUGUGAGGAAGGUCAUCCCAACAGAGGGUCUGGGAUGACCUGACUGUUCCAUAUUUGGUUUUUCUUCUCUUCCCCAAACUCUAGUCCUCGUUGUAGAGGAAGGAGUAGGUCCUGCCUGAGCCCCUUAGGGCUUCAGCUUUUUCUGCCUCAACUGGCCCUAACUGGACUACUCUGGAAGUUUGGGGGUGGGUCCCCUUGAGGGGAAGCGGGUCUCUGUCUGCUCAGAGGGUGCAGUGGGACGAGAGGGCCAAGCUCAGCCUCUUGGAACCCUUUUCCCCGUGGGGCAUGUGAGCGAGUGGCCCGCCUAGGCCCGCGCUCUCCUGCCGUUCUCUCAGGGACUCUCCAGGGCAGAUCCUGCCACCUGGCCGAGCCAGUCUGGACAGAGCAGGUGGCUGCCGGCCAUCUCCACAUGGCCCUGGACCGGGUUGGCGCAGAGCGCUGCCGCCAGGAGGCAGGUGAGGAGCCACGGGUCUCCGCCGGACUGUGUCGUCGCGGCUCCUUUCGCAGUGGUGAGCACCUCUAGAAAUAGCUUUUGCCAGAGCAGUGGUGGGAGCAGUGUGGGGGACAUUCUGGCACCCCCCUUCAUGUAGAUCCUACCUGGAAUGGCUUCAGGUGCUCUUAGGCCAGAGCUUGUGAGGGUGCCAGAAGAGGGUCUAGGCUGGAAACCAGAACUUUCUGGGUGGGAGAACCAGGGCGGUGCCAGUGAAGUCUGGGUGGCACCAGGGCCAGUGCUGAGCCUGUCUGGCGGCCCGGUCCCUUGCCCUGGUUCUCACAAUACUUCUAGACAGAACGCCCCUGGAUCAGUAUUAGUCUAUUUAUCAGAGGUGUAAAUAAUCCAUGUAUAGUUUUUCUCCUUUUAGAUUAUUUUGUAUUUGUUUAAAAAAAGUUUUGUCAAAAUAUAAAAUAUAAAGAAAUGACUGAAAGUUGUUGACAGGGUUUUUAAAUAAUUAUAAUUAUUCCAAUUGUUUUUGUUUGUUUUUGCCUUGUACACUAGCGCCAAGGAACUGCAGCAAAUAAACUCCAAGUCUGCCCAAGCC